GCUGACUGGAUAAUUGAGCCUGUCCCAGCCGCGAAUUGAGUAGUGGUCGCGUGCAAACUCCCAAACGCCUGCAUAAUUUCGUUAGUCGCCCCCUCGAGUAGGCCGCCAACAUGAUGCUCUCUAGCAAGAACCUUUCCCGGGGCUGUGUGCAGCGCCGGUCGGUGGAGGUUGCUGCUCGUGCUGGCACAAACGUCCGCAGCGUGCGCGGCGCGAUGCCCCCGCCGAGCCACCUUGCCAGCACCUUCAGCAACGCGUCGGCACUGAAGGGCAAGAUUGCUCUUGGAAAUGCGCGCAUGUCCCGUAUGGUCGGCGGUGGCGCCAAGGCCUACAAGAGGGUCACGCCUCGCAUGUGCGGUAUUAUCGGCAUCUUCAAGUACGAGGGCAACGCCAACGUGGAGCUGUAUGAGGGCCUGCUCAUGCUGCAGCACCGUGGCCAGGACUCGGCCGGCAUGGUGACCACCGACUGGUCGCGCUUCAAGGAGUACAAGGAGAACGGCCUGGUUAAGGACGUGUUCGGCAAGCAGGACCUGAUGGACUCCAUGAAGGGCCACUGCGGCAUCGCGCACGUGCGCUACCCCACCGCCGGCUCCUCCAGCGCUCAGGAGGCGCAGCCCUUCUUCGUCAACUCGCCUCUGGGCAUCUACCUCAUCCACAACGGCAACCUCACGAACACCGAGGAGCUGAGGGACCUGCUCAACAGCUCCCGCUCCUUCUUCAACCGCCACCUGCGCACGGAGUCGGACUCGGAGGUGCUGCUCAACAUCCUGGCCGACGAGGUGCACCGCGCGCACCAGCGCUGCCUGCAGACCACCGGCUGCGACCCCAACAAGAACAAGAUCAACUUCCUGUUCGAGGCGGGCGAGAUGACCAUGCGCCUGCUCAAGGGCGCCUACUCCUGCCUGGCGCUGGUCAAGGGCGUGGGCCUGGUGGCCUUCCGCGACCCCCACGGCAUCCGCCCGCUGGUUCUGGGCAAGCGCGCGGGCGCCCACGGCGACGAGUGGUGUGUGGCGUCGGAGGACUGCGCGUUCGGCCCCAUCGGCUUUGAGCGCGUGCGCGACGUGCAGCCGGGCGAGAUGGUGAUCAUCACCGAGGAGGGCAAGCUCAUGAGCCGCCAGUGCGCGCAGGGCACUCCCUCCCCCUGCAUCUUUGAGUACAUCUACCUGGCCCGCCCCGACUCGGUACUCAACGGCAUCCCCGUCUACAACUUCCAGCUCAAGCUGGGCACGGCGCUGGCCAACCGCAUCAGGCAGAAGGGCUGGGACGUGGACAUUGUGUGCCCGGUGCCUGACGGCUCGCGGCCCGCCGCCAUCCAGAUCGCGGCGGAGCUGGGGCUGCCGUACCGCGAGGGCCUGGUCAAGAACCGCUACGUGGGCCGCACCUUCAUCAUGCCCGACCAGCGGCUGCGUGAGAUGUCGGUGCGCCGCAAGCUCAACGCCAUGCCGGCGGUGUUCGAGGGCAAGUCGGUGCUGCUCAUCGACGACUCCAUUGUGCGCGGCACAACCAUGACGCAGAUUGUGGACAUGGUCCGCCGCGCCGGCGCGCGCAAGGUGUACCUGGCCUCCGCCUCGCCGCCUGUGGUGUACCCCAACGUGUACGGCGUGGACAUGCCCAGCCGCAAGGAGUUCGUGGCCAACGGCCUCACCAUUGACCAGGUGUGCACGUUGCUCAAGGCCGACGGCCUGAUCUACCAGGAGGUGGACGACCUCAUGACGGCCGGCCGCGAGCUCAACCCGGACAUCAAGGACUUUGACGCCUCGUGCUUCACAGGCACCUACGUCACCGGCGACAUUGAUGAGGCGUACCUGCAGAAGCUCGAGAUGAGCGGCCGCGGCGCCUCCCGCCGCGCCCCCCAGAAGGUGUCGCUAAUCAACAACGACCGCCCGAACGCCAUGGUCGGCAGCUCGUAAACCAGCACUGUCCAAGCUAGCUUGCUAGCGAGCUAGCCAGCUGCUCGAUAACGGCUUGCGUGCUAGCAAGUCACGGCGGCGCGGUUUGACGUUUUGUUUCGGGCGCGUGCGAGGAUGCGAGAAGCAGGGUUUGCCGUAAUAAGCGAGCGGGCGCGCUCGUAUGCAUGUGCGUGGCGCGGCCUGGAUUGAAGCGCCUGGGGGCGCCCGUGGUGCGUGGCCUGAAUUUUGUUUACACGCGCAUUCAUUGCGCGACGAUGGACCAUAACGGACUUUCCUUGUGGGUGUGGGCGUGGCUGACGCAUUUGCCAUCGCAGUACUUGAUAAGGGUGCGGUGUAGAUUAGGUACCGUGCCUUGGGUUCGUGCCUUAAGGGGACAAAGAUAUUUUGGGGACAGGGGCUCUGCCUGACCAGACUGCAGUAAUUGCGGUGCGGGCAGCAUGAGGGGUUGUAGCGGGUAGCUGUGGACGGCUGUGGUGAUGAGGGGGGGGGGACGGCGGCGGCGGCCAGGAGCCGGCUGUGUGGGUACUAGGGGGGUACUGGCGGCUGCGAGUGCGCGCGUGAUCCAUCUACGUUGUGGGGGCGGCAUUUGAGCUGGUAUUGAAGUCUCCGGUGACUUCAGGAGGCAGCAGUGGCUAGGCUGUGGGCCAAAGCGGGGGUGCGGGCGAAGCUGCGGUUGCGGCGCGGCGUUUUCGUCGGCUGUGAGAAGGCAGAAGACAUGGGAGCACGGGAUCUGUGGAGAUGAGUAACGCCUGUGAGGCGCCUGUCUAAAAUCAUCAGGUGCCACCGGAUCAUCGCCCCUUACAGGCACGGGCCGUAACGGGACUCACGACGGGACUCGGGGCAGUCAUGGAGGAUGGGGCUGGGGCCCUGCCUGCAUGCCAACCUGCUGACAGCGGCGGCGCAUCAGCGCUGCUCAUCCGCAUUUCUGUGAACAAUAGCCGAGCCACCGGCGUUUUGGCCGACGUGUUCCUCUGCGUGUUGGGAGGGGAUGGUGAAGCCGUGAAGGCACCAGCGGCACCGGGAGCACUGCGUCUCCAGACAGGAAUCCGGCGCUUCGCUUCACACCUUGGCACCUGCGCACUUCGGGCUACGCUCCUUACCCUGCCUUACCCUGUCAGAGAAACAGAGGAGGAGGCUUGCCGCAUCGUGCAAGCGCGGGGAUCGGGCGCGAAGGAGGUGGGGAUUAGCAGGGGGCGCAGCGGAGUGGGUGCUCGACGGCUGUCGCCGAAG
Molecule: messenger RNA, 3137 nt
Organism: Chlamydomonas reinhardtii
Lineage: Eukaryota; Viridiplantae; Chlorophyta; Chlorophyceae; Chlamydomonadales; Chlamydomonadaceae
Exons: 13
Coding region: 111-1907 (598 amino acids)
Biological process (GO): purine nucleobase biosynthetic process; purine nucleotide biosynthetic process
Cellular component (GO): cytoplasm
Molecular function (GO): amidophosphoribosyltransferase activity
Source: RefSeq, a predicted model, not a curated record